AUGAUUUCCUUCCGAAAAGAAAAAGUAUUUCUCUACCCACUUCUGUUAUUACUCUUUGCAGUAACAACGGUAUGGGGUCACACUAUAGGGGUUGAUUUUGGAUCAGAGUUUAUUAAAGUGGCUGGACCUCAUGGGGAGCAGAGCAUUGAUAUUGUUCUCAAUGAGUUUUCACGACGGAAAACCGAAAAUGUUAUAGCAUUUAGAAACAGUGAACGUUUCAUCGGUGAUCCAGCCAAAAAACUUGCGGCUCGCUUUCCUUGGCUGACAGUAAGCGCAAUAAACCUUUUAAUGGGUUUGCAGAAAGAUUCUGAGAAAUUUGAGAACAUAAAAAAAAUUCUUUACCAAAACCAUAUCGACUUUUCUAAGCGUGGAAGUCCAGAAAUUCAAAUAAACGAUAAGCAUGGACCAUUUUCCGGAGAGGAACUCUACUCAAUGAUGCUAUCAUACUUACACAAAAUAUCUGUAAAUGAUGGCAUAGUUGAUCCAAAGGGUAUCGUAAUAACUAUACCAUUUAACACACCAGUAGCAGGUAGAAGAGCCAUCAUAGAUGCAGCCCAAUUCUCGAGUCUUAAUGUCUUGGGGCUUAUACACCCCACUACAGCAGCAGCAUUUUAUUAUGGCGUACGUCAUCGUGGGUUCGGCAAUCAAACGCGAAGCAUCGUCGUGUUUGAUAUCGGCGCUACCCACACAGAAGCUGGGAUAUUUACUUUCUCUCCAUGCGAGAAGGCGGGAGCCUUUUCAGAUUCCUUUGGAACACUUACUACUGUUGCAAUUUUAGAAGACCCAACGUUAGGCAGUCAUGCAUUUGAUUUGUGCUUAGCAGAAAUAAUUGAAGAGGAGGCAAGAAAAAAGUUGAGCAUUGGACCUAUCAUCUCAGAUAAAAGUCAAGGGCAGAUGAGGUCGCGUUUUUCUUUACUUCGUGCAGCAAACAAAGCAAGAGAGACACUAUCUGUAAAUACACAAGUUCCAUAUACAGUAGAAAACAUUGCACCUGAUAAAGAUUUUUCAUCGUCUAUCGCCCGCGAAUCUUUUGAAGAAAAAUGCAGCAACUUAUUUGACCGUGUUAAAAAAUUAGCGUUGGAUGUUAUCGCUCUAGCUGACCACAAAGUUUCCAAAAUUCAUGCGUUCGAAAUGAUGGGGGGAGUAGCGCGCACGCCGAAAAUUCUUUCAGAUUUGUCAUCUGUAAUUGGGCGCAGUGUGGAUCGCACCCUGAAUAUGGAUGAAGCUGCUGCCCUAGGAGCCGCUUAUUAUGCCGUCAAGCUUACUCCUUUUUAUCGCUCAAAGUCGCUCAAACUUGUUCAGCAGGUUCCUUAUCCUAUAUAUUUUUUCGUAGAACCGCGGGUUAAUAAAAAGGUUCCACUUCUAUAUAGGACACUUUUUGAAAAUAAUGCCACAAUAGGAAGCGCAGUAAGCAUUACUUUGAAACGUAUUGAGGAUUUCACGAUCACUCUUUUAAACUCUAACUCGUCUUCUGAUGUGUUUGGUAAAAUUCAUGUAAAUGGGGUGAAAACGGCGUUAGAUAAAUUAAAAUUCAAUAAGCCCGCAUUAGUUCAUCCCAAUAACUCGCACGCGGUGCGUAUCCAGCUGAAAGUGAAUGAAUCUGGACUUAUUGAGAUCGAGAAGGCUGAUGCCAUUGUAAAAUAUGCGACUAAUGUAUCGCAAAUUGUGUUUGAAAAUGUAACCGACGCAAGCGGAGAUAAAAUAAUAGAGUCGAAAAGAGUAUUCUCGAUACAAAUGCGACAUCGUUCCUCCCCCCUUGACGUGUCUCUUGCAUGGCUUCACCCACGCGGGUUAACUGAUGGUGAAACAUUAACUUCGAUUGGAAAACUGUAUGACAUCAAGACCAAUGAGGAGCGGAAACAUGCUGCUGCUUUAGCUAAAAAUAAUUUGGAGGAGUAUAUUUUAUGGGCAAGAGGUGAAGGCGUCUUAGAGAACAAUGAUAUCGAUCGUCAAAUUCAUAAGGUAGCCCUAGAAAGGCUUAGCGAAACUUUAACCACUGUCUACGAUUGGCUUGAAAGUGGUCAUGGUAGCAUGGAUACAUGUAAAGCGGAAGAUUAUAAUGCUCAACUGUCUGCAUUAAAGGUGCUGGUGCACAAUGUCACAGAGAAACCUGAGCCCCCUCGAGCUGCUAGUGAUCCCAUAGUACCAAACAUCAAUUAUACUAAAGAUCCAGAAGAUCUUUGA
Molecule: messenger RNA, 2184 nt
Organism: Phytomonas sp. EM1
Lineage: Eukaryota; Euglenozoa; Kinetoplastea; Trypanosomatida; Trypanosomatidae
Source: the annotation of a GenBank genome assembly